UAGCUUGGUACAUCUGGAACGUAUUUGGUCGACGGCAAUGUCUUUAUUCGCGAGACAACUUCAAUCCUUGACUGCCAGUGGAAUCCGCACACAGCAAGUUCGUCUUGCGAGCACGGAAGUAUCAUUCCACACAAAGCCAUGCAAACUUCAUAAACUUGACAAUGGACCAAACACCUCUGUCACCUUGAACAGAGAAGAUGCUCUCAAGUACUACCGUGACAUGCAGGUCAUUCGUCGCAUGGAGUCUGCUGCUGGAAACUUGUACAAGGAGAAGAAAAUCCGCGGUUUCUGUCAUCUCUACUCUGGUCAAGAAGCUUGUGCCGUCGGAAUGAAGGCUGCAAUGACAGAAGGAGAUGCCGUCAUCACUGCUUACCGUUGUCACGGAUGGACCUGGCUUCUUGGAGCUACCGUAACCGAGGUUCUUGCUGAAUUGACCGGUAGAGUUGCCGGAAAUGUUCACGGAAAAGGAGGAUCCAUGCAUAUGUACACAAAGAAUUUCUAUGGAGGAAACGGAAUUGUUGGAGCACAACAGCCACUUGGAGCUGGAGUUGCAUUGGCCAUGAAAUACCGUGAACAAAAGAAUGUAUGUGUUACUUUGUAUGGUGAUGGUGCCGCUAAUCAAGGACAACUUUUCGAGGCGACUAACAUGGCUAAACUUUGGGAUCUUCCUGUUCUGUUCGUUUGCGAAAACAAUGGAUUCGGAAUGGGAACUACUGCUGAACGUUCAUCUGCUUCUACCGAGUAUUAUACUAGAGGAGACUAUGUUCCUGGAAUCUGGGUUGAUGGUAUGGACAUUCUCGCUGUUCGCGAGGCUACCAAGUGGGCUAAGGAAUAUUGUGACAGUGGUAAAGGACCACUUAUGAUGGAAAUGGCCACCUAUAGAUACCAUGGACACUCUAUGUCUGACCCAGGAACCAGCUACCGUACCCGUGAAGAGAUUCAAGAAGUUCGUAAAACAAGAGACCCAAUUACUGGAUUCAAGGACCGUAUCAUUACAUCUUCAUUGGCCACAGAGGAAGAACUUAAGGCUAUUGACAAGGAAGUUCGCAAAGAGGUCGAUGAAGCGUUGAAGAUUGCUACAUCAGACGGUGUUCUCCCACCAGAAGCUCUCUACGCCGAUAUUUAUCACAACACCCCAGCUCAAGAGAUUCGCGGAGCCACUAUUGAUGAAACUAUCGUCCAGCCAUUCAAAACUUCUGCUGAUGUACUGAAGUCUAUUGGAAGAGCUUAAACGACACGAAUUUUCUAUGCAACAUUGACUGGCAAAAAUUUAUAAUAAUUCUUACGAAAUUAAGUUUUUAGUGCUUUUAUAUAGUUUCGGUGACUGUUUUCUUCCGAUGAGUUCAUUUCUAGUUUCUAGUUGUUCACUUUUCUUCUCGAUUUUCAAUUGCAUAAAUCACAUUUUCUCACCGUUAAUCAUUCAUGGUCAAACUUUAAAACUAGUGGAAAUUGAGAAGUUUUUAAAAAACCCCUUUAAAUUUUCCGUCCACUUAUUUCAAUGUUACUUCAGGUAUAAAAAAGGUCCAAGAAAAGCAAUAAAAUUACGUUCAUAAUAGAAAAAUGAAAUGAAUGAAAAUGCACACUAAACUUAGGAUGAUAUUUUAAGAGAU
Caenorhabditis elegans is the source of this 1610-nucleotide messenger RNA. RefSeq names its product putative pyruvate dehydrogenase E1 component subunit alpha, mitochondrial (gene pdha-1). Gene Ontology annotation, molecular function: pyruvate dehydrogenase (acetyl-transferring) activity; oxidoreductase activity, acting on the aldehyde or oxo group of donors, disulfide as acceptor. The record is from RefSeq and is marked reviewed. Gene Ontology annotation, biological process: pyruvate decarboxylation to acetyl-CoA. Lineage: Eukaryota; Metazoa; Nematoda; Chromadorea; Rhabditida; Rhabditidae. Gene Ontology annotation, cellular component: mitochondrial matrix.